This is a messenger RNA of Anopheles nili, 1791 nucleotides long. RefSeq lists its product as uncharacterized. The transcript has 6 exons. NCBI's taxonomy places the organism in Eukaryota, Metazoa, Arthropoda, Insecta, Diptera, Culicidae. The coding region runs from base 1 to 939 and encodes 312 amino acids. The record is from RefSeq and is a predicted model, not a curated record.
AUGGUUCAUGUCGCUAUCGGCUGCAGAAAACAUGAGAUGUUGAUUCUGUGGGUUUCAAUUCUGCUUUCGUUCGUUCGAGACUACUCUCUGGCCAUUAAGUUAACCGAGGUGCGAGUUCCCCGGCACGCGAUUAAGGAUCACACCGUGAGCCUCGAGUGCCACUACGAGAUGGAGGGUGAGGCAUUAUAUUCUGUGAAGUGGUACAAAGACGGCAACGAGUUCUACCGCUAUGUGCCCCGUGAUGACCCUCCUGUGCAGACCUUUCGGGUAGAAGGAAUCUCCGUCAACGUCCGAAAUUCCACCAACAGCCACGUGGUGCUAGAAACCAUAGGCCUAUCGUCCAGUGGCAAAUACCGCUGUGAGGUAUCUGCCGAGGCGCCCUCCUUCCAAACGGUUGACGAUCACGGUGAAAUGACGGUUGUAGUGUUACCCGACGCGGAUCCCGUCAUUACAGGAGCAAAGCCUCGUUAUCAGAUUGGCGACCACGUGAAGAUCAAUUGCACCUCGGGUCGCUCGAAACCGGCCGCCCAACUGACGUGGUACAUCAACAGUGAGCUGGUUGACCCCACGUACAUACAUUCGUACCCGACGAUCGUUUCCCUGACGCCGGAUUAUCUCGAGACCUCCAUCCUGGGGUUGGAGUUUCGAGUCAAACCAAAACAUUUCCGCCGAGGUGACCUGAAAUUAAAGUGCCUGGCCACCAUCUCGACGGUGUACGGGAAAAGCAACGAGGAGAGCGUGGAAAGCGACAAGCCCCAAAAGGCCCCUAUUCUGGAGUCGCGAAAAUCUGGACUCUCGUCAACAUCGCGAGCUGAUCGAGUGCAAGCCGAUAACGGAGCCAGUGUAACCUGCCAGUUUUGCCAUUCACCGUUCUUGACCUUCAUCGUGCUGUUAUGUGCCCUGCAAAAUGGUAUCCUUCGAGCCCUGAUUGCAAGUUAACUGUACCUAUGAUACCCGGCCAUGCUGCAGCCCCGUUGAGUGAAAGUUGUUGUAUUCCCGGAUUAGAGUUGCAGAAAAUGCAUAGAGCUUAUGGAGCUGGAACCACAUGUUAGAUGUUAAGUGUGCUGAUACUAAGGACGGCAUAUAGUCUUGGCCGCAGCCAGGCAGUGGUCGCGUAGUUGCAGCAGUUCCUUAUAGAAUCCUAGGCAACUUAAGACUCUUAUGAGCUCGUUAUCCUAGUUACGUACGAUCCCGACAUAUCGAGACGCACAUGAGCAGACUUUUUUCGAAGGAGACCGUUGUUGUACAUAUGGGCCACUAAUUUCAGGCAUUCUUGUUCACCCCAAGAAAACCCAAUCUCUUUCAACCGCCCACACGUUUCGUAUGCGCCCAAGUUUCGCAAGGGCUCGUUUGGCAAGGGUUGAGGGAAGAGCCAAAAGUUAGAUCAACUUAAGAUUGAUUCUGCAUGCAGGUUAUAAGUCGAGGCUAAAACUUCUACGUAGGAGCUACUAGCACAAAGGUAAAUGCCAUUGGAUCGAAUGCGAUCGCAAACCAAAUAUAUUUAUGAGCGUUAGACGUAAGAACCGUGUGCCACGACAGCAAACCCGGAAUAUGUUCUCACGGUGGUUUUCACGGUCAUAUCGGCCGGCACUGGGAGAGAAUAAAACACUGGUCGCAAGGUAACUUUAUCACUUUGAACUCUUAUCAAUCAUUGACUGUACAAAUAGGAAAUUUUGUAAAACAACCGUGGCAGAGUCACUUUUUUAACGCUAUCUACAUUCGUUGUACAUUGAUAUAGUCCUACGUGUAUAUUUUGUCUUAUACGUUGCAUGCCAUCUCUCAAAAUGACAA